Molecule: messenger RNA, 2397 nt
Organism: Scophthalmus maximus (turbot)
Lineage: Eukaryota; Metazoa; Chordata; Actinopteri; Pleuronectiformes; Scophthalmidae
Exons: 6
Coding region: 156-683 (175 amino acids)
Biological process (GO): mitochondrial fusion; intrinsic apoptotic signaling pathway in response to DNA damage; extrinsic apoptotic signaling pathway in absence of ligand
Cellular component (GO): mitochondrial outer membrane
Molecular function (GO): protein homodimerization activity; protein heterodimerization activity; channel activity
Source: RefSeq, a predicted model, not a curated record
AGCCCGAGCCCCAGCCCCAGCCCCAGCCCCAGCCGGAGCCCCAGCCCCAGCCCGAGCCCGAGCCCCAGCCCCAGCCGGAGCCCGAGCCCCAGCCCCAGCCCGAGCCCGAGCCCCAGGGCGCCGUGGGGGGAGAAGAUGUCAUCGAUGAUCGUAUUAUGGAGCAAGGAGCAGUGGUCCUCAGAGGUUUUGUGAUUGAGCGUAUUAUCACAGAAGACCCCGGUCGACGGAUCUGCUCCGAGGACCUCGGAGGGCGGCCCGGUGAACAACAGGACCCGCACAUCAAAGAGGUGGUGCAACAGCUGCUGAAGAUUGCGGAUGACAUAAACAAGAAUGCAGAGCUCCAACAACUCAUCAACCAGGUGCAGGGUAACUGUGCAAAGGACGUCUUCAUGACGGUGGCCAGAAGCAUCUUUGCUGACGGGAUCAACUGGGGGCGAGUGGUGGCUCUCUUUCAUCUGGCCUACAGACUUAUACACAAGGCACUGACCACCAACCAUCUAGAGAACAUCAGAACGGUCAUCAGUUGGGUUCUUCAGGUCAUCAGAGAGCGCCUGUACUCCUGGAUCGAGCGGCAGGGCGGCUGGGAGGGGGUGAUCCGCGGCUUCUCUUGGUGGAGGACAGUUGCUAUUGUGGCAUCAGUUAUACUGGUGGCCUCCUUUGUUUACAACAGGAAGACACGCUGAGACCCUUCCGACCGGGGGGUGCUGUCCCAGCCAACGGACGAACGCAGGGUGUUCACAAAGACAAUUUCUGGAACGUUAACUAAAACCACUACUCAACCUCCGAUUAGUUCACCAGAGGAGGUCAAAUACUUUAAUUUCAGGUGGGAAAUGCUCCACUGUUCUUAUCUCAGUCAUCCUUCACCAGCAACUACACAGCCCCCUUCCCUGAACCACGGCGGAGGUUCUUCAUCUCUUUUGCACCGGUGGCUGUCGGCAGAUGAUGGUGUUUACGAACAUUGGAAAUAGGUGUAGAUGUCCCCAAACAGACCUGAAGACCCGACCCAGACCAUGUCCGAGGUCCAUUCUUUUACGCUCUUCAUCAGUUUUGGGUUGGUUUCAUCUUAAGUGUCCCCAACCCUCGCGGUCUGUGGGAAAUUUGGAUUUAACCUGAGAGGACCCAAAAAGACCUGAAAAAAUAAGCUGCAUUUAAUUUAAGCCAAUCCCAAAAAUUCACCUGGACGUGAGUUGACUUGACUGUAGGUUCUUCAUGUUAGCUUGUACCUGACAUUUGAAUAAUGUUGUAUUUUGACCAUGAUGCGGUCGUGUCUGCACCAGGCCUGUACUUUAUUACACACAAUGGCCGCAACAGAACUUAAACAUGUCCUGAUCUUCCUAGUGGUUGACACCAUCUCUAAAAAAAAAACCUUUUCUUUGGCUUGUUGAACGAUUCUGGACAGAACAACAUCAACGAUGGCUUCGUACCAUUUAGUCUCACCAGUUCCAGGACCAGUAUACUUAAUCAACAUUAUUUUUUAUUGAAUUAGUUUUAGUCAAAUGUCUACCAAGGUAAAAAGUGUCUAGUCUAGAAUCUAGAAUCUGUGGUGAAAUCAUUUUAACUGCUUCUUGGGUUUUUGCUGAGUAAGUUUUUUUCUUCCCUAACACCUUAAAUGAUGUAACUUGCAGGUUUCAGCAUUUAAGCUCAGUUAUGGGAUGUUUUACUGAAACGCCAAUUUAAUUUACUGCCUCAACUUUUUAUCUACUCAUAAAUUCUUAUUUAAAAUAACAAAAACACUCCAAAAUUGUCCAAAAAUGUGGACUCUGUGAAAUAAGUUGUUUCACUUGACAACUCUGUAGAUGGUGAACUCUCACUCUAUUCCUGGUGUCGAUUGUGUCCUUCCAUUAGCCAGCUAACUAUAAUAUGUAUUUCUGUAGUGUACUGUGAAAACAUCUGAACUCUCAGGGGUGAAUCUCACGCAAUCUGCUGACAAAAGUCUUUAAGUGCGAGUAAGCUCAGUCCUGUUGCCUCUGUUCUUCAAUGGUCAUCCACAUUUUGUGUGUGAUCGUCAUUCGUUGCACAACGCAUGUGGCAAAUGUUUAACUUGUCAGACAUCUGCACUGGUGUAACAACACCGAAUGGUUGAAUUGAAUGGUAUGGAGCCCCCCCCCCCCGGUGACAUACGCAUCACUAACUUGUGGCCACGCAUUAAUAUUUUUCCCUUAUGUCACCGGGGAGGGGGGGCUCUUCUUCUUUUGUCACGUGAGCAGCGAUUUCAGGCGCUAUGAUCUACUACACGUGAUACUUUGUUUGCUACUAAGUUGAUAGUGAACUUUUCAAAAGGGGAAAUGACACUGUGCUAUGCUGCUUUUUAAUGUACGGUGGUGAUCAUUUUAUUAGAAAACAAUUUUUGGGAAAUCCAUUUGAAUGGUUGAAAUAAAAUGAGAUGUUUUGAUCUGG